Penicillium oxalicum is the source of this 1065-nucleotide messenger RNA. Its product is annotated as regulator of G-protein signaling domain-containing protein. The coding region runs from base 1 to 1065 and encodes 354 amino acids. NCBI's taxonomy places the organism in Eukaryota, Fungi, Ascomycota, Eurotiomycetes, Eurotiales, Aspergillaceae. The record is from RefSeq and is a predicted model, not a curated record. The transcript has a single exon.
AUGCUCAAAAAGAAGUCUCUCGCUCCUGCCUUCUUUUGGAACUUCUCACCAUCCACCACACCCGAACUCUCUCCUACCUCGUCGGACAGUGACUCCGACGAGGACAUGGAAUCGUCUGGCUCUCGACCGGUCAGCCUGGCCGUCUCGGCGGGAGCCUUUUGUCCCAUGCGUCCGACCUUGAAGGAAGUGCUGGCCAACACUGCCGCCCCGCCCUACACGUUAUCGGCCUUUAUGGCGUAUCUGUCGCAAAACCACUGUCUCGAAACCCUCGAAUUCACCAUGGAGGCGAGCCGCUACCGAGAAACCUAUCAUACCCUCUCGUCCCGUACCAGCCCCGACGCCUUGACCAACCCCGACUCCCGUGAAUCACAACAUCUGCUUAUGCUCUGGCAGCGAUUGAUGACGGCUUAUAUUCUCCCUGGAGCGCCUCGAGAAGUGAAUCUGUCAAGUGAAGUUCGGGAUGCCCUGCUUCGAUACGGCGAUGUGACCGUCCCGCCGAUCCCCGAAACCCUCGACUCGGCGGUCAAGCGGAUACAUGAUUUGAUGGAGGAAUCGAUCUUCUUGCCCUUUCUGAACAGCCAGGCAGUCUCGCCGUCCGUGGAGGCCCAGGCCGACUCCCCGAUCAGCCCCGACGACGUCAUGGAUCUGUCGAACAUGUCUUGUGACGAUCACUCCAUGAAGUACUUCCGCUCCCGAACGAGACGCAUCUCCCCUCAAUCUUCCUCCAAGGACCUGUCCACAACUACGGGUCGCUCAAGUAGCACGUUUGGUGCCAUGCAUGGGUUGGGAAAGCGGGCGUCGGGUGCUUUGCUGAGUCCCUCUGGAGAUUCGAGCACUCCACCGCUCACAGACGAUUCGACCUCCCAGUCAAGUCCGACCAUCGAGGAACCGAUGACCCCUCCUACAACGCCCCCCGCCAGCGAGCCUCAUCUCCCCAUCCAAAGUCCCAAAUAUCGUACCGAGAAUCCUUGGAAGAAGAUGGGUCUGAGACUGGGGUUCAAGAAACGCUCCGGAGGGAGUAAUGGCAACUCGCGCGACCCAAAGAUCUUGGGCAUGGACGAUUAA